UUAUAUGGCCGAAACCGGCCGAGCUCGGCACUGUCAUCCCGCGGAAUGACUGGCAGGCCCCCCCUACAAACCUCUUAAUGUAGUUACAUAGCCAUGAUAUAGGACAAACGUCUAGGUGGGAGGGCGACUUGACCCAGAACUAUGGACUUGGUUGAUUGAUUGAAACAUGACACUCGCGUUGAGGCUGGCUGCGUCGGCAGUCCAGCGCUCACUGCUCGGAACUUCAAGCAAUGGAGCUUUGAUCGAAAGGCUCGGUCGCCUGUUGUCUGCGGCGCGACCGGCUGAUGUCGCAGAUGGGUUCGCUUUGCGCGGGUUUGCAACCAGCUUCAGCCCCGUCACGGAUGAGGAACAGAAAGGCCUUUCCCUGAUUCGCAACAUCGGCAUCUCCGCCCACAUCGACUCGGGCAAGACCACGCUGACGGAGCGCAUCCUGUAUUACACGGGGCGCAUCCGCGAAAUCCACGAGGUGCGUGGCCGCGAUGGCGUGGGCGCCAAGAUGGACUCCAUGGACCUUGAGCGCGAGAAGGGCAUCACCAUCCAGUCCGCGGCCACCUACUGCGCCUGGCGGGACAAGCAGAUCAACAUCAUCGACACGCCCGGACACGUGGACUUCACCAUCGAGGUGGAGCGGGCGCUGCGCGUGCUGGACGGCGCCGUGCUGGUGCUGUGCAGUGUGGGCGGCGUGCAGAGUCAGUCCAUCACCGUGGACCGCCAGAUGAAGAGGUACAACGUGCCGCGGCUGGUGUUUGUGAACAAGCUGGACCGCGCGGGGGCCAACCCCUGGCGCUGCAUCGACAUGGCCCGGGACAAACUCAAACUCAACGCCGCGGCGGUGCAGAUGCCCAUUGGGCUGGAGGACGCGCACUCGGGUGUGGUGGACCUGGUGGGGCGGCGGGCGUACGGCUUCGAGGGACCCAAGGGCGACAAGCUGACGUACGUGCGCAUCUACAGCGGCACCCUGCGCAAGGGCGACACCAUCAUCAACACCACCAGCAACAAGAAGGUGCGUGUGCCGCGGCUGGUGCGCAUGCACGCCAACGAGAUGGAGGACAUCGCGGAGGGUGAGGGCGGGGAGCGGCUGGCCAUGACCUCCAUCAGGGUGCCCGACCCUGUGAUGAGCCUGGCUCUGACCCCCUCCAGUGCUGAGCAGUACCCCACCUUCAUGAAGGCGCUGCAGAGGUUCCAGAAGGAGGACCCCACCUUCCGGGUGAGCAGCAACUCCGCCACGGGUGAGAUCAUUGUGAGCGGCAUGGGCGAGCUGCACCUGGAGGUGUACGUGGAGCGCAUCCGGCGGGAGGCCGAGUUCAACUACCUACACAAGCGCCAGAGCGGCGGCAGCGGGCAGUACGGCAAGGUCGUGGGCUGGAUUGAGCCGCUGUCUGAGGAGGAGGCGGCUGCGGGCGGCCCGGCCUUUGUGUUUGAGAACAAACUUGUGGGCACCGCCAUCCCGCCCGAGUUCCACAACGCCAUUGAGAAGGGCUUUGCGGAGGCCGCCAACAGCGGCGCCCUCAUCGGCGCGCCCGUGCACGGCGUGCGUGUGGUUCUGACGGACGGCGCCAGUCACGCCGUGGACAGCAGCGAGAUGGCCUUCCGCAUCGCGGCAGUGCAGGGCAAGGGCGAGUUCACCAUGGAGUACAGCCACCACGCCGCACUGCCGCGCGAGGCGCAGGCGGCGCUGGUGGGCGAGCUGGGCGGAGCGGCGGGCGCCCGGAAGGCGGCGGCGGCGUAGGGCGUGUGUGCGUGUAGUGUGUAGUAGUAGGAGUGGUGGUGGUGGUGGGAGAGGUGGUGAGGGGGGCGAGAGCGGGAGCUAGGCGGGAGCAGGAGGGAGCGAGGCAAGGCGAGAGUCGGGAGGGGAGUGGGCCGGGGGGUGACUGGAUGAGACACGGGGGAAGCGGACCCGCUGACAGGCUCACUGCACUCACUGGUGUGGGACCUGGCACCCGGGCCCGAAGUGGUCUGUGAUGGCUAGGUGGCUGCGGUGCUGCCCGUGCCGCCCGUCACGGCACGUCUGGAGCGCAAUGCGUGCGGCCUGAGGGCUGAAGCUGUGAUGCUGCGAAUGUCUACGGUAGGGUUUCGCAAGCACCUGGCUAGGGGCGUUGUCCGCGUGUGGGGGGGCGUCUGUGUGCUCAACACGCAUCUGGGGCUGGGCAGGCCGCGUGGCGGGGCCGGGCCCGACGGCGGCAGCGGCGGCGGCAAGCGUGUCCUAACGUGACGCGAGAGGCGAAGGUGGAGGAGAUGAGGGAUGGGGGCGGCAGGGAUGUCCUUUGCCUGGGCAGCGGAGGUGUGGAGGGGGGCGACGACACGCGCCAUUCGAGCAAGGGCGCGUGUCGUCGCCACGUCGUGCGGAGUGAGGCAGGAGCAAUGAAAGCGCCACGGUGUCUGUGCCUAAAACUCGUAGCCCGU
Chlamydomonas reinhardtii is the source of this 2403-nucleotide messenger RNA. RefSeq lists its product as uncharacterized. Gene Ontology annotation, molecular function: GTPase activity; GTP binding; translation elongation factor activity. NCBI's taxonomy places the organism in Eukaryota, Viridiplantae, Chlorophyta, Chlorophyceae, Chlamydomonadales, Chlamydomonadaceae. Bases 167 to 1729 code for a protein of 520 amino acids. The transcript has 16 exons. The record is from RefSeq and is a predicted model, not a curated record. Gene Ontology annotation, biological process: mitochondrial translational elongation. Gene Ontology annotation, cellular component: mitochondrion.